AUUAUAUUCCUACAUAUCAUCGGCGUCGGCAUUCUGGUGCUGGUGAAUUUAAACCAGGUGUACAAUGACCAUUGAUUUGGCUAAUCGGAAGGAGUUCGUUAUAAGGAUUGACGGUGGAAGUAGUCAGAGCAACGCUUUUGGUGGUGGGAACAAGAUUUGGGGAGACUCAGACUAUGAUUUUUUGGGGGAUUCUUAUAAAUUGAUGAAGAAAGGGAAAAAAGAGAAUGUGGAUGUGACUGGGAGUAGUAGUGGUGGAAAUUACAGUGGUGAGGAUUUUGAUUUUAUUCCAGACUCCUUUGGUAGAAUCCAGGAAUCAGUGUUCAAUCAGCAUAUCAUAAAGGCACUUUCAGGCACACCACUGACCAAAAUUCAAAAAAUAGAAGAGGAAGAAGAAAGAAUUGCAAACGAAGUUAGGAAUCUACAGAAUGCUGGUGCAACUAUCCCUCCAGGCGGGGAUAAAGAAGAUCAGGGGAUAAGUAUAGAUCAACUUCACAAUUUGAACCCUAAGAAUGUUUCAGCUUGGAAUAUGAAGGGGCUGAUGAAUCUCAUUCGGCAAGGUGCUCUUUCUACAUUGGAUCAGUGGAUACAAGAUAGUGCUUAUGGGGAUGAGUCAACUGAAAUUAGAAGUGAAUUAAUGUGAGGCAAAGAUCGCAGCAAGAAAAAUAUUUCAGAAUGUUGCUAAGCCAGGUUGCAAGUAUAUGUCCUUGAUCUGUUGCAUUUUGUUUUCAAAUGUUUUGUGUACCUUGAAUUAAUUUAGCUCAAUUCU
Messenger RNA from Rubroshorea leprosula, 766 nucleotides. NCBI's taxonomy places the organism in Eukaryota, Viridiplantae, Streptophyta, Magnoliopsida, Malvales, Dipterocarpaceae. The record is from the annotation of a GenBank genome assembly.